CGCGCGAUGGCAUCGUCCACGGUGGCGGUCCCGUCCGGGGCAGCCUCGGUACCGCCAACAGCAAGCGGUGGUCUCGGUAACGGCACCGAGGAGAUCGACGGCAGCGAUAUAUAUGGCAAUGACAAUCGCAACUCCGUGAACGUUGUCGGAAGCGGAUACACUAACGGUGGCGGCAAUCCGGGUGACGCUCUGGAGGAAAUAUCGUGCGGCAACGGUGAGAGCAACGAGCAAGGCUGUACCUUAUGCAGGAGCAAACUGUGCUCACCCCGGGUGCUCUCUUGUCUCCAUGUGUUCUGCGAAGUUUGUUUGGAUAAACUGUUAAUGGAUGAAGCUGGAGACUCCAAGGUAGUCUCGCUCAUCAACUGUCCUAUAUGCCAGCAAGAGACUUCCGUUAGUUGUAAGGGUGCUGCGUCGCUGACAUGCGACUACGUUCUCACUAAUAUACUGGAUAUGUCAGCUAUUGAGAAUAUGGCCGUGCUGUGUACCUCAUGCAAGGCCAAAGAGAGUGCUGUGGCACGUUGCUCCGAUUGCGCCAAUUUCCUGUGCCCAAACUGCAACACGGCGCACCAGUUUAUGCGCUGCUUUGAGAGCCACAAGGUUGUGGCUUUUGAGGACUUGAAGCAAUCCAAGGAGGCUAUUCCAAUACACAAACCGAUAUUUUGUGAGUGUCAUCCUGCUGAGAAUAUGAAAUUCUACUGUCAUACGUGUCAGGAACCUAUUUGCAACGAAUGUCUACUUGUGGAACACAAAGCCCCAGAGCAUCAAUACGAACGACUAACAGAUGCGGAACCACGACAGAAAGAGGAAUUAUUUAACCUGAUGACGGAAAGUAAAGCGAAAAUUUCCGAGUGCGAUCAAAUCUCGACACAGUUAGAUAGUGCACUUAGCGAGCUGCAGGUACAACAUGACCAAGCAAAAGAUCUAAUUAUGGAAACUUUCCAAAGUUACAAGGCUGUACUGGAAAAAUGUAAAGCCAACGCAUUGGAAGAACUCGGAAAGCUUCAUGAAGCCAGAGAACUUGAAAUAAUGGACACUUUUCACAAUGUUGAGAAGACCAUGGAAAAGAUAGAGGAUGCUUGCCGUUUCACUUCGAGACUCCUUGAGCAUGGCGACGCAGUUGAAAUUCUAGCCCUUCGUCGUGUCGUAGGAGCGCAAUUGAUGAACCUGAUUAAAAACACUCCGAAACAUAACGUGACGUACUCUAUUGAGUUUCAGACCGACUAUAAUCAUUUUGAAAAAACCGUGAAGGAGGUAUUUGGAAAAUUUCGCACCGAGGGUACAACGAUCUCGAUGAAGACUCUUCCCGAACCGAUCUCAACAGUGUCGGGAGUCUCUACGAGUCAGCAAAUGGUACAUACCUCAAUCGGUUGUGCGAGCUCUCUCAGCACAAGUUCCCCCAUCUCGCUUCCCGCGUCAAUGCAAUCCUCGUUCGAAGGUGAACCCUCUUUUGUUAUUCCGCCGACUACGAGUCCUCAAAAUAUCCCCCCUCCUCCACCGCCCGUACCUCUUCCACCAGGUCCUAUCCACGGACUGACCAGCAUACAGGAGUACAACCUGCAGCAAUUGGCUAGUUUAGCGGAGAAGGUGGACAUGGUGGGUGACACCGGUGUCGUAGGACCUAGCUCGAAUCCUAGUCCAACUCCGUCCUUCACAUUGGCAGAUCUGUUUGCCGGGGACCUAAGUUCAACGAGCCACGCCAUUAACAAUUUACAGGCUCUUGCAAAAUUAGGAAAUACUCUCGGCAAUCAAGAUCUGGGAAAUGCUACGAUUAAUGGUGGUGGUGGAUUAGUAUUGGGACGUGUACCUUCACCAGCCAUUGUGGACGCCCCGAUAGUGGGCCCCUUGGCUGCCAAUAGUUUAUUAAACGGAGGAUUCCAGUCAAUGUCCUCUUCCACUUCGCCAAUACUUUCACAGGGUACUGACGAUUUAAUAGGUGAUUCCAUGCAUAGCAUGCCUGUAGUAGUAAAUACUGUUGCCAAUGUAACUGGAUCAGGGACAGCGAAUUAUGCUCACCCACGUUCAAACAAUGCAAAAUUGACGCCUAUGCAUAUCCGAAGCAAGUUUGGACAAUUAGGCCCUAGUAAAGGGCAGUUUAAUUCGCCACACGGAUUUUGUCUAGGAACAGAUGAGGAUAUUAUUGUCGCGGAUACGAAUAAUCAUAGAAUUCAGAUUUUUGAUAAGACUGGUACCUUCAAGUUUCAAUUCGGUGUUCCUGGCAAAGAAGAGGGACAAUUGUGGUAUCCUAGGAAAGUGGCCGUAAUGAGAAAUAACGGCAAAUUCGUUGUGUGCGAUCGGGGAAACGAACGAUCCCGGAUGCAAAUAUUCACGAAGAGCGGUCACUUUAUAAAGAAGAUCGCUAUUCGUUACAUCGAUAUCGUAGCUGGCCUAGCUGUUACCAGCCAAGGGCACAUUGUGGCUGUUGACAGUGUGUCGCCAACUGUGUUCGUAAUCAGUGAUACCGGAGACCUCUUAAGGUGGUUUGAUUGCAGUGACUACAUGAGAGAACCGAGUGAUAUCGCUAUCAGUGGCAAGGAAUAUUUCGUUUGCGACUUCAAGGGACAUUGUGUCGUGGUGUUUAACGAAGACGGUAAAUUCCUGCGUCGUAUUGGCUGUGAGAAUUUAACAAACUUCCCAAACGGGAUCGAUAUUAGCGAUGCGGGAGACGUAUUAAUUGGAGAUUCACAUGGCAAUCGUUUCCACGUAGCUGUCUUCUCCAGAGAUGGGUCUUUAAUUUCGGAGUUUGAAUGUCCAUAUGUGAAGGUAUCUCGAUGUUGUGGUUUAAAAAUAACUUCGGAAGGAUAUAUUGUAACACUGGCGAAAAACAACCACCAUGUCCUCGUAUUGAACACACUUUAUAUAUUAUGAAGUGGAAUCAGACGAAUAAACAUAACUUCUUUCCUGCAAGUGGAAACCUUCGGAAACCGCUCUCAACGAAAGAUGGGAAAGGCACGCCCAAGGAAUUAUGUUCGAAUUUUGGGCCUAUUGAAGCAAUAGAAACAAGUGCAGCAUGCAGCUUUAAUAGAUAUAAAAGUAUAAUGCGUCCCUGUUUUAUGAAAGUAACAAUGUUGAAAAAAAAAAGCAAAAAGGUAAUGUACGUCUCCGACCAAACAGUAUAAUAGUAACUUAGCAACUUGCAUUUUGGUAAACUGCCAAAGUAAAUUAAAUUAACUAAGUGGAACCAGUUAAAGAAGCAGUAAGCUAUAUCGACCGAAGCCAGUCGGGUCGCUUGUAGUAGAGAAAGCAAUCUACAUAUGGCCUUCCGUCAAAAUUGGUUGUUAUACAUCAUUUUUGACACAUCAGUAUUUUAAGUAUGUUUGUAAAUCAAAUCAUUCUAGUCUCUCCAGCGAGCACUUUUUACACGCCCAUAAUUUCGAUUUGUGCUCGAGAAAUAAGACGUUCUCGUCUUGAUUUUAAUUACAUUUGAGAAGAAUAUCGGUCUUAGUUCUAACCGAUGCUUUGGGAUACACAAGAAUGCACACAUUAUGUUCGAAAUUUUUCCUUUAAGAAUUUCUAUAACUAAUAAGCUCAGCAGGAUAACUUUUAUGACGUGAGGAUCAAAAUUUUCCGCUUAACAGAAAAAUGUAAAAAAAAAACGUUGCAUGCUGCGAGGUAGUUGGUAGUACUUCCUGCUCUUAUCAUAUCGUAUAUUUCUAAAGAAGAGAACGAAACGAUACUCCUCAUUGCAGCAGGCACGAAGCUUAACGAGAGCUAUGUUCCUGAUUUCUUUCUGCGCGUUUGAAAAAUGAUAGUUGAGAACGUUAAUAUAAAAGCAACGUUAAUGUGCAAGGAAUAGAUUAUGGUAUGUUGAAAAUCAAACAUUUAAUAUCUUAUAAGGGAAGGUGUCGUACAGAGGAUACUUUGUGAGCAUAAAAGGCGAAAUAAUUAUUUACACUUAACGAAAAAAAUCGAGUAGAUCCCAUUUGUGCAUUGUUAAAAUUAGACGAGACACAUAAUGGUUACAAUAUUUACUCAGGAUGCUUUAUUAUUAUGGUCCACUGUAUGAAUAUAAUAUAUAUACGUGUGUGAAUUAUUGGUUCGUGGUGCUAGCAAAUAAUGUAUCCAUACCAUGUAAAUGUAUUUGUUAUAAAGUUACAGGAAUCACUGCCCCCGCAUCUCGCCGAUGCAAGGGUAACGAUUCUGUGUAAUGUAUUAUAUAAGAUUCGUAAGAACAUAUGCCACCGGUAUCACAUAGGGACGAUACUUUAUCUAUGUAAGGAGAGGGAAGAUAACGUACAGUUUGCUAAACAACCUCUAUUUAUGUAUAUAUUAAUACGAUCCAUGAGAGAAAAAGGGGAAAAACCACAUAAGACACAUACAUAUAUAGAAAUACACAUAUUUUUUAGGGUUGUUUACAUGAUCAGCCUUAAGAUUUGAUUGAACUAAAAUGCAAUGUGUAUACAACAAUGUACAUCAGAUAUUUGGCAGAUUGCUACACUGUGUUACCUUAUAUUAUCUACAAUAAUGUUUAAUUACGAAUACUAUCUUGCCAUACCAAAUGCUAGGUAGCACACAUCCAUAUAUACAUAAAUAUACAUAUAUAUACAUAUACAACAUAUAUAUAUAUUUAUAUUUAUACUCGACUAGCUUUAUCGGAUUUGUUUUGCAAACAGAAAAUUGUCUGAUUUCAUUAUUCGUGUGGAACAAACAUGAAAUUAGAAGACCGAGGAAUAUAUAGAGAAAAUAAAAGAGAGCAGUAAUAGGAGGCUAUUUUAAAAUUCGCGCAUACCAUCAGAAUUUGUAGUAAAAUUGCACGAAGCCUACGUACAUACACCUAAGCUAAUCAGUCGUACUCAUCUCGUAAUGUUAGAAGUUUUAAUUUUAUAUAUAAAGAAGAAAAAAGGAAAGAGAGAGAAAAACUAAUCUUGAAAUAUUUAAUAGUCAUGGUUAGCAGAGUUAUAUAAAUAAUGCCUGUGAUAAUAGUAUCGUCAGGAUAAGUUGUGUCCUUAAAGAGUCUCUGAUGUUGUUGCUAGGUAAAUAUAAUUAGAAGUAUCAAUGAGAGAUACCAUUGGUGCCGUCUGGAAGGUGUAUUAUUUAUGCACAAUAACACCUGUUGCAGAGCCAUCAAUUUCGUCUCUGAUGAUACGUUACAUAUGAAAAAGAAAAGAGGAUAUUCAAAAUAAAGAGAACAUGUUGCAAAAUUUUUGCCAGUCAUAUUAAAAAGAAAAAAAAACUCAUAGUGUAACGAAUGGAUGACCAUUAACGAGAGGGUCUUUUACCUCACAAAAUUAUUAUAUUACGCUCACCUUAUAUAUACUUGAAUAUUUUAGUAUAGAUUUACUCUAUUUACAUAUUUUUAUCUGUGAAAGACUACUUGGCUAAUUUAGGCCACUGUUGAAAUUCACCCCUUAUUUGCCUUGAUGUUUAAAUUACAACAAUAAUAUUAAAAGGAAAAAAAAAGAACGAGAAUUACUUGUUACGUAAAUGGUAAUUGUGAUAGAUUUUUUGAUGAUUUUUACAAUCUCAAAAGUCUUAUUAUCCUAAUAUGUAUAGAAUUAUAUAGUCACUCUGUACGUACUAGAUAAACUUUGCUUACAUUGUUAAACUAAUAUUAAAAGCUCUCAUAAUCCAUACUAAACAGUUUUACAACUGGCAGCGUAAUCGAAGGUCAUAUUUUGCAUACGCGAUAAUAGGUUCUGUGUGUAUUACUUUAGCAGUACUAUUUUUAUUGCUACACAACUUCCAAGGCCCUUUAGGUGCCACCGAUUUCUCGACGUCAUUUCAAAAUGGUACUGUUUGACUUUACGUGUUACGAACGAAAUUAUUAUUAUUGUGUCCGAAUUUUUGAUGCUGUGUUUACUGUGGAAUUUCAAUUACGAAUAUACCGUUUGCUCUGAUAAUUGUAGUUGUCACUUGUUUAUUUAUAAAUCAGCGUUAGUGCGUGCUUACUUUUUUUUUUUUUCUAUUCGAAAUUGCUCUCAACGUGCCGUUUUACAAGCUGUUUUACGAUACUUGACAAACACACGAGGAAGAUAAUUACAAGCACCUGGAACCGUUCUAUUCCAAUUUCUCACAUGAUUCGAGUUGUAAGACACUUGUACACGAUACUUGUGAAAUGUACGUCGUAUGUCGUGUAUCCGAUGAUGACAAAUUGUUGCUACAUAUAUCACGCGAAUAUGUUCCUGAUUUUGAGAGAAAGAAGAGAGAGAGAGAGAGAGAGAGAGAGAGAGAGAGAGAGAGAGAGAAACUUUCGUGUCGUAUUAUACAAUACAAUAAGAAUUAAUCGCGAGAUUUAUAAGCAUUAACGGAGGCAUCUACAAUUAUAUAUGAAGGAUAGAGGACUAACAUGACACGACAUAAACUGAAUUCUAGCCUACGGUUAAUCAUAGUCUUCCUAGAAUCCUAAAGAAGAGUAUGACUUUGCUAUAUUGAUUAGGGCAUGGCCAAUUAACACUAUAUAGCUGGUUAUAAACGAGGAAAUGCGUAACGAAGGUGUUACUUCUCGGAAGUACCCUAAAUUAACAGCUCUAUAUCGUUUUAUAUAUACUAGACAUGGCUUAUACAUUAGAGAGUCCGCAAUCUUUUUCUUGUUUUUUUUUUUUUCCUUUUCGUGCUUUCUUUCAGCAUAAUUUAACUUGUAUUUAUACAGAAAAAAAGAAAAGAGAGAAAAACCUACGAUCAAAAGAGAGAAAAAAAAGCACGAUGGUUCAUUAUGUGUAAGAGUUUCGCGUUAUUUUUGUAAUGAUAUUUUUAUUCCUUACUCGCUCUUAUACAUUAUCUUAUUAUUAUAUGUAUGUAUCAUUAUAAUUUUAAUUUUUUACGCGAGCAUUAUGUGUUCCAUUGGCUGUUUCCGAUACUAUCUCAGUAUACUAUUUGGAUACGUUAGAGUAUCGUUCCUUCAAAUGUUGUUGAAGGCGCGGUAUUCAAGGCCUGCUAUUUUGAUCUAUUUCGUUUUUAUUUGCGCAAUCGGAUGAAACGGAACUGCUUCCAUAAACUGUAUUUAUAUUAUUUAUACUUUUUUUUUGUUUCAUUGGUUUUAUUAUUUCUUGUCAGUUGUAUCUUACUUAAAAAGAUAAAGAAGUGUUAUCGGUCGAUUUUUAUUAUAGAAUUCAUUGCAUUUUAGUUGUGUUUUUUCAAUGUUUAUCUUUUCUUUUUCGUUCUUUUUCUCUUUGUUUUAAAUACUCAGAGUCUGAAGUGAAGUGACAACAAAUUAUAUACAUAGCUUGUCGUGCUGUCUCGUUCAAAGUGACAGAGAGAGAGAAAGAGAGAGAGAGAGAGAGAGAAAGAGAGAAGACGAUUUAUUCAUAUAGCGAAUUAGAUGUAACGAGUAUUGUUGAUUCUACUUUACGAUUUAACUGCAUUCCAAAUAGAUCAUUUUACCUUUCACUUUUAUGAAGUAUAAAAAUUUAAAUUCCUUAGUGCCAAAAGAAGAAAAAAAAAAGAAAAAGAACAGACUAAUCAGAGUAUUUUAUACACAACACGUAUUGCUUACGGUUUAUUUUUUAUUUCACAUAAGUUUAUCUUAUUCAUGUUUUGAGUUUGCGUCGUGUGUGGGUAUCGAAGCUCUUAGAGUAAGAAAACAAAAAAAAUAUUACAGUUAAAUCCUUGCUUAGUCAGUUAAAGUACAAAUAUUUAAUGUAUUCUAUCUUUAGGCGAUAAGUAAUGGAGAGGCGUGUAAUCGCGUAUAUACUGUUACUUGGUUUCAUUCCUCAAACAGCACUAGCUUUAUUUAUUCGCAUUAGUUACUCGAUGUAAUACUUAACAGGCUGAGAGCGAACGCACGAACGAACGAACGAACGAACGAACGAACGAUCUAUCUAUCGAUCGAACGAACGAACGAAUGAAUGAAUGAA
Messenger RNA from Dinoponera quadriceps, 7790 nucleotides. Its product is annotated as B-box type zinc finger protein ncl-1-like. The transcript has 9 exons. Bases 7 to 2865 code for a protein of 952 amino acids. Lineage: Eukaryota; Metazoa; Arthropoda; Insecta; Hymenoptera; Formicidae. Gene Ontology annotation, molecular function: protein binding; ubiquitin-protein transferase activity; zinc ion binding. Gene Ontology annotation, biological process: positive regulation of DNA-templated transcription. Gene Ontology annotation, cellular component: nucleoplasm; chromatin. The record is from RefSeq and is a predicted model, not a curated record.